AUGAUACGCCGCAGUAGCAGAACUUCGCUGCCACCAUCGACUCCCAACAGCAGCGCGGUAAGGUUGUGCGUGGUGGCGUUGUGUGUGUUCGCCAGUUUACCGUGCACCCUGGCCACCUACGUACGUUUGGGGCAAAGUACAGACGUUCGUCUGCCGACACCGCAAGCAACAAGUUGCACUGAUCUAUUUACGAUCGACCAUGAGGAUGCCUAUCGGAAGCAGUACGAGGGGACGCUUGUAUUGCGCCCGAAUGUAACGAUCCGGUACGUCCAGCUGGUGGUGCAGUUUGAUCGUGAGGUAGAACAACUUACGAACUACUUCGGAAGAGUCAGCACCAUCGAUCACCAGAGCUUUCACAUUGCAAACCUGACGUACCCGCUGCGUGCCGGAACCGUCGUUAAGAUUCCACUGGAGGUGUCCUAUACAUCCGUCACACCACCAGCUAUCGUUCGGAUUGAGGUUAACGGUGUUACGAUCUGUCCGGUAAACACUGUAAGACCACUGGUAAGGAACUUCCGUGAACCAUGGGCGGUAUCUUCAGUGCAGGGUUCAACGAGUACCAGCCAACCGGAAGUGCACUCCCGGAAUGGAACUACGGCACCGGCACAUCAGUUCAACUCGUCCUGCCAAGCUAUACGUGCCGGUGUGAUCGUGUCUUCGGGACGCUGGGAUGCGAUUAUACAGCUUGUGGCAGAAAACACGGUCGAUCGAGCUUUGAUAGAGAUAGUGUUUGAUCAACCGGUGUACAUGUUGGGGAACCCAUUCGGUGAGGUGACGACCGGCGAUAGUGUGCGGUUCAAGAUCGAAAAUCGUACCUUCAUCCUGGCGAAGGAUGCGGAAAUAGAGUUAAACUUCUUCAUUCGCUACAACCAGUUGGGUCCGAUACCGGACGUUGUUGAGGUGAACUUCAACGGUCACAACCACUGUCAGCAGCGAAGACGUCGCGUGUUGAACGAAACACCGGACAAUAAUUACCGGAGGACAACAACCACCGCCACUACUGAGCGCACCGUGCAAUGGGGAAAUGUUCACCAACAAGACGUGGGGGACACGUACGAUGAUGCAGGUUGGCCACUGGAGCAAACUGAAUGUGCUACAGUGCUGGAACCGCUCGGUACUCGCAUACGAUCGCGAAUCAUUGGUGGAGUGACUUCGAACCAGGGUGAACAUCCCUGGCACGUGGCGAUCUAUCUAGACGAGGAAUAUCAGUGCGGUGGAAGUAUCAUCGGAAGACGGUGGAUCCUAACGGCCGCUCACUGUUUGACGCGUCAGAACACUAACGAAACGCUCGAGGUGGACCUGUUUCGUGUGUACACCGGUAUCAUCGACAUCAGCACGAUUGAUGAUCACUUCUACCGUACCACCGACGAGGUCAUCAUUCACCGGGAUUAUAAUCCGGUGAUGUACACCACAGAUAUAGGAUUGCUCCGUCUCAAGCGUAACAUCACGUACAACAGCUUCAUAAAGCCGGUGUGUCUGUACAACCGGACGGUAGACAUUAGUACGUUCUAUGGACGCGAAGGGAAAGUUACCGGCUGGGGCUUUAACCGGAACGGAGUGAUCAGCAACGUGCUGAACUAUCUGGAAGUUCCGGUCGUCUCGCAGAAGAUGUGCUCCCAGCGUAACGUGCAGUUCAAUGGUGUGCUAGCAGUGGGAGAAUCAUUCUGCGCUGGACACGCGGAUGGUAAUUCCGUGUGCAAUGGUGACAGUGGGGGUGGAUUGGUAUUUGCCGAGGGUACACACUAUCACGUGCGCGGCAUCGUUUCCAUCAGCGCACAGCGUCGGAACUUGCUCCUAUGCGAUCCAAACCAAUAUUCCGUGUUUACCGACGUGUCCAAGUUUCUAAACUGGAUACGUCAACAGGUGUCGUAG
Anopheles marshallii is the source of this 1872-nucleotide messenger RNA. RefSeq names its product complement C1r subcomponent-like protein. The record is from RefSeq and is a predicted model, not a curated record. Lineage: Eukaryota; Metazoa; Arthropoda; Insecta; Diptera; Culicidae. Gene Ontology annotation, molecular function: serine-type endopeptidase activity. Bases 1 to 1872 code for a protein of 623 amino acids. The transcript is spliced from 7 exons. Gene Ontology annotation, biological process: proteolysis.